This is a messenger RNA of Ilex paraguariensis (yerba mate), 760 nucleotides long. The record is from the annotation of a GenBank genome assembly. NCBI's taxonomy places the organism in Eukaryota, Viridiplantae, Streptophyta, Magnoliopsida, Aquifoliales, Aquifoliaceae.
CUCUUCUCCUUUAUUUUUCUGUUUCUAAAUAUACCAUCAUCUUUAUCAUUUCUUCAUCAUCUUUUUGCCUGCAACUUUCAUGGAGGUUUGUCCUGAAAACUCUAAAUGUUUGGAGUUAACCAUAUCCGUACCAGGCUUUUCUUCAUCUCCAUCUCUCCUGCCCUCCAGAGAAGGUAGUGGUCUAAUGAGAGGUUUGGACAUAAACCAAGUACCCUCAGGAGCAGAAGAAGAAUCCAUGGAAGAAGAAGAUGAUAGCCCCAAUGGAGGUCCUCCCAGAAAGAAACUCCGUCUCACAAAGGAACAAUCUCGUCUCCUUGAAGAAAGCUUCAAACAAAACCUCAGCUUGAACCCUAAACAAAAGGAGGAUUUGGCAAUGGAAUUGAAGCUAAAGCCACGGCAAGUUGAGGUCUGGUUUCAAAACCGUAGAGCAAGGAGCAAGCUGAAGCAUACAGAGAUGGAAUGUGCUUAUUUGAAGAGAUGGUAUGGUUCACUGACUGAACAAAACAGGAGGCUACAGAAGGAGGUAGAAGAGCUAAGGGCCAUGAAGGUAGGCCCACCCACCGUGAUAUCGCCGCACAGUCGUGAGCCUCUCCCGGCAUCCACCCUCACCAUGUGCCCUCGGUGCGAGCGUGUUACCACUAAUGUUCCCUUCAAAGACCCCACAAGAACCACAAUCACCACCACCGCGACCAACCACCCAGCCACCUUGUCUGCUAAAGUGCCUAUAUUUCACUCCCGACAUCCUUCAACAGCAUGUUAG